UAUACAUCUUAAGAGAAAGAGAACAAAUGAGCGGCGAAAACGUAUUGAAAAAUCGUAAGGAAAACGACUGUUUCAAAAAGAGAACAUGUUCUUUACCAAUACCUUGUGAGUCUAUUCCGAAUGCCAAAAGAGUUUCUUUAAGAAUAGAGGACUCAGUUGAAAAAUUAAAUAAAGGGAAGCGAGUUUCAAAAGAGGUCUGGAGAGUUCUGAAAAUUCUUCUUUUUGCGACUUGUUCAACAUUUUACUUGAGUCAGUCGAUGGAGUUUUAUAAGCGCUUCUGUGAAUACCCCACCACGACAAGCAUGGAAGUGAUCAACCCUGAAUUCUACAAGAUGCCCGCGGUUACCGUCUGUCUUAGAAAUUUGAUCAAGAGAUCUAAAUUUUGUGCAGAAAAUCCCGACAAUUGUGAGAAACCAAGAAAAAGGAAAUUAUUUUGUAAAAAACAUCCAUAUAUGUGUAAGAAAAAUGUAGCAAAUUUAAUGAUUCCAAUUCUUGGCUAUCACACUAUUCAAUCAGGUUACCUGAGCUGCAAAACUGCAGAAUAUAUCCAAGAAAUGCUGUUUCAUGGAAUUCAGAAUAACUCUCUUCCUUCUGGUCUUCCCUGGCAGAAGUGGAAGACUACAUACGUGUAUGAUUACGAAGCACAUCUGUAUUCAAGGUGUUAUUCUGACAAUCUUCAUAUUUCAAGCGAUGAAAAGGCUUUUGAAAAGAAGCUUGAUGGAAAUUCUCAUGAUCCUCUACGUUUCAGUCUUAAAGAACAAACUCCGCUAUCAAUUGUGCAAAUUCACCAUUUUGUCAUCAAAGUAGAUAGAAAAGAAUUGCUUUUUCCAUGGCUACAGAAUCAAGCAGCUAUUUUCUUGCACUCUCCUUUUGUACCUGUCAACCCUUUUGUCCUUGGAAAGCAAUUGAAACCUGGGCACGAAUACAACAUAUACCUGAAAAUGAAUGAAGAAAAGCUUUUACCGCACCCAUUCCCAACCAACUGCACAGACUACGAGGCACUCUGGCAGAAAAACAACAGGACUGGACCGCGUUCCAAAGAAAUGUGUCAAGAACUGUGUGUCAAGAUGUCUAUGACAAAAGCUUGCGAGGCUCGACAGACUAUGCUCAUGAAUCCAAAAGAAAUCUGCAAUACAAUGGGUUGUGGAAACGUGAGAUUCUUUCUUAACCAAGAUGAUGAAUUUCUUGAAAAUUGCAUGGCGAACUGUCGACCAAGUUGCUUGAAGAGGAAAUACCAAUACACUGUAGAGGACGUCAUUCCUGAUGAAAUUUCAGGACAGAAAAGAAGCACUAUACCAGUCAAUAUUUUCCUCAGUGACCGUGACAUUACUGUUAUAUCUCAUAAUCAAUUGUACGGCGCUUGGGAUUUGUUCAGUAAUAUUGGAGGCCUGAUGGGUUGUUGGUUGGGCAUAUCGGUCUGGACGCUCGUCGGCAUCGCUGAAGCAACUUACAGCAAGCUUAUUGUAGUUCUGAAGAAAAUGUGGCAGAAGUUAGAUUGUCGUUCAUUAAAUGUUCGUUGGAAGUGCAACCAUCAAAUAAAGAAGACUUCAUCUAUCACAAUUUCUGGAAGAUCACCCACAGAAUGUUAGCUUGGCGAUAUUAAAUCACAAAUGAUGCACUUACACAUUGGGAAGCAUAAAAUAAUUGUGUAUUCGUUACCGCUUCCAAAUAAAAUGCAACCAACUCGUGUAUAUUUUAUAUACGAGUUGCAUACUUUUAUGUAUUUAUACGUAUAUAUUUUAAAUUUCGUUCCAAUUCAGAAUACAAUUGAUGACUGAGUGGAUAUUUCAUGGCUAAACAGUUGCAAUACAUUUAUUAAUUGUCUAAUGAAUGAUUAAUAUUUUCAUAAUUUAAGCUUUUUGUAGUUUUAUGAAACACAUUACAUGCGAGAAAUGCAGCACGGAAAGAAUGAUCACAGAGUGAUACAAUAGUAAUCUCUCAAUGUACUUCAUUUUAUCGACAAGAGCA
Messenger RNA from Argiope bruennichi, 1968 nucleotides. Its product is annotated as amiloride-sensitive sodium channel subunit beta-2-like. Gene Ontology annotation, cellular component: membrane. The transcript has 13 exons. Gene Ontology annotation, biological process: sodium ion transmembrane transport. Lineage: Eukaryota; Metazoa; Arthropoda; Arachnida; Araneae; Araneidae. Gene Ontology annotation, molecular function: ligand-gated sodium channel activity. The record is from RefSeq and is a predicted model, not a curated record. Bases 27 to 1589 code for a protein of 520 amino acids.